GGGUGGUGAGAGGAGGGAUGACUUGCUGAGUGUGCACACCUUUUGAGAGCCCGCACACACACCCUGCUCUAGGGGCUCCUCUGCUAGGCUGCCCCCAUGGAGCUCCCCCUGGCCCAGAUAGGCACCCAAGGGAGUCGAGAAGCCCCCGCCGUAACCUUCAGCACCUUCCAGCCCAUGGACUUGAACCGCCGGAGCUGCCAGGGCCUGGGUUCGCUUCCGGGACCCAGACUCCAGGCCCCGAAGGCCGAAGAAGCCCAGCCCAGCCCCAGGGCCCCGACUGUCCACGUGGCGGCCCCAGGCGCUACGUGCAGCCCAAAGGACAUUGGGAAGGCUGAAGAGAUGCCUAGAGAAGAAGCCUUGUCCCUACAAGCAGAGACUCUGGCUUGGUUCCAGAAGACCCAGGCCCAUGAGCUCCUGCAGCACGGGGAAGCCCCUGCCUGGUUCCACGGCUUCAUCACCCGGAGAGAAGCCGAAAGGUUGCUGGAAACAGAGCCUCAGGGAUGUUACUUGGUGCGUUUCAGCGAGAGCGCCGUGACCUUUGUGCUGACUUACAGGAGCCGGACUUGCUGCCGCCACUUCCUGCUGGCCCAGCUCCGGGACGGGCGCCACGUGGUGCUGGGCGAGGACAGCGCCCACGCGCGGCUGCAGGACCUGUUGCUGCACUACACGGAGGGCCCGCUCAGCCCCUACGGGGAGAAGCUCACCGAGCCCCUCCCCCGCCAGACUCCUGAGCCCGUAGGACUGUCCCUAAGGACUGAAGAAUCAGACCCUGGAAGCAAAAGCCAGGACUCAAAACCUCAGUACAGUCCAAUUCUCAAAAAGGAGCAGAGUACAGCCUUCAAGCAGAAAGAGGGGGCCGGAGAGCCAAAGGAGGCCACCCAGCCUCCCAGGCCUAAGCCUCGCAUCCCCGCCAGACCCCACCUGCCCCCCGAAGUCUACACAAGCCCCGCUCCGAGACCCCGCCCAACCCCGCCCCACAAACCCUCCAACCCCAUCUACCACGAACCUGACGAGCCCAUAGCUUUCUACGCCAUGGGCCGGGGCAGCCCCGGGGAAGCCCCCAGCAACAUUUAUGCUGAGGUGGAGGUGAAAGUGCCUGAUUCAGGGGGUGAGAGCCCGCCGCGCAUCCUCAGGCACGAAGUCCUACGGAAGUGCCAGUCCAGGCCUGUCCUAGGAAGCCAGAAUCCGGGUGGCCAGCAACUGCAUUCUCAGAACUCUGUGGCUGAACCAGGCCUUCCUCUGCCCCAUCAGCCCCUGCCCCGCUGGGGGCACACCCUCCCCCACAACCUUCCUAGGCAGGUGCUUCAGGACAGAGGACAGGCGUGGCUCCCCCUGGGGCCUCCUCAGUAGCUGGUGUCUGAGCUGGGGGAGGAUAACUCGGAACAGCGGGUCCAAAGAAUCUCACACACACCCAGGCACCCUUCUCAAGAAAUGUGGGUGGAACAAAACCGUAGGUGAUCAAAGCUGGGAAAGACUUUAGCCAUCAUCUAUGGCAAAAAUGGCAAAAAGGUGUCACCUCGCAUGCCAACUCCCAUCCAUCGAUUGUGGCUACCUAGAGCACUUCAUUGGAAAAGAUAUUAAGGUCACAUCCCAUCUCAGCAGAAAAGAACACCGUAAUUGAUUCGUGAUGUCUGCCGUGGGUGAGAGAAGGAAGAGGAGCAGCAUCUCCUUUGCCUGCCUGUACCGAUCAAGUCCAGCCCCCUUACUGUGCAGAUAAGGAAAUAAACCCAGAAAGGGAUGGUGGCUUCGCCAAGGUCAAGGACUGGAACUCAGGCUUCCUGAUUCCUCUGUGUGGUGCUCUGUUCCGUACCCCACACCCACUAACUUCUCAACAGGAAAUGUCAGAGGUUUCCUCAGAUAGGAAAUCUGGCUGCUUUCCAGAGCACUGCCUCAGGGGGCCCUGGGGGCUGGUGCCCCUCUUCCAGAUCCCAGCUUAGUCCCGUUCCCCUGGCUGGUCUGGGCCCCCACAGAGAAGCCUGGAAGUCAGACAAGCAAAUGUGGAGUCUGCCUCCUUUUAGGGACACAUGCACUUGUUUCCCCCCAAGGUCCCUCACGAAUCCCCUGGCUCGAUGCUUGCCUCUAAGCAGUGGGCUAGGAGGACCCUGCUGCAUCCCACUGCCCCAGUUUCUCCUCCUGGAGUCUGAUUUCUCUGGUCCUCCGAGCCUUUAAGUCUGGGCCCUGGUCCAAUGCUGCUGUUGUCUGAGGAAUGGUUUGGCGAGAACAGAUGUUAGAACUUGUUUGUUGAUUCUUGUCUGGCUAAUAAAUCAUCACCAACCACCUCCCCCAACAGGGAUUCAAGUA
Phacochoerus africanus (Common warthog) is the source of this 2301-nucleotide messenger RNA. It is a transcript of the gene SH2D2A, whose product is annotated as SH2 domain containing 2A. Gene Ontology annotation, cellular component: cytoplasm. Lineage: Eukaryota; Metazoa; Chordata; Mammalia; Artiodactyla; Suidae. The record is from RefSeq and is a predicted model, not a curated record. The transcript is spliced from 8 exons. The coding region runs from base 97 to 1350 and encodes 417 amino acids.